Zootoca vivipara (common lizard) is the source of this 1472-nucleotide messenger RNA. Its product is annotated as gamma-aminobutyric acid receptor subunit pi-like. The record is from RefSeq and is a predicted model, not a curated record. Gene Ontology annotation, molecular function: extracellular ligand-gated monoatomic ion channel activity; transmembrane signaling receptor activity. NCBI's taxonomy places the organism in Eukaryota, Metazoa, Chordata, Lepidosauria, Squamata, Lacertidae. Gene Ontology annotation, biological process: monoatomic ion transmembrane transport. Gene Ontology annotation, cellular component: membrane.
AUGAUGUACACCUCGAGCUGGGGUUUCAAAGCCCUUUCCCUAAUGAUAUUAUGCAGAUUAACACAAGUUUCUCUGGCUGAAGAAAAGGGUGAAAUUCUUCCUCCAACCAUACAGAAAAUAAUGAAAGGAUAUAACAAGUAUCUGCGACCAUUUUUUGACAAUGGCCCUGUCUCCAUAGGAAUGAGUAUGGAUAUAGCAAGCAUUGACACAAUAUCGGAAAUAAACAUGGAUUACACAGCUACUAUAUUCCUAAGACAACGAUGGACUGAUGAACGCCUUUGUUUUGAGGGUAACAAGAGCUUAAGCUUAGAUGGCCGCCUUGUGGAGAUGCUUUGGGUACCAGACACCUUUAUAGUGGACUCAAAAAAGUCUUUUCUUCAUGAUAUCACAGUUGAAAACCGUCUAAUAAGAAUAUAUCCUAAUGGAACAGUCCUUUAUGCCAUAAGGAUAACUACAACUGUUGCCUGUAGUAUGGAUUUGACUAAAUACCCUAUGGACAAACAGACGUGCACCUUGCAACUGGAAAGCUGGGGUUAUAACAUAAAUGAUGUCACGUUUUACUGGACGAGGGGAAAUGAUUCCGUUAAAGGCUUAGAAACCCUUCGAUUGGCGCAGUACACAGUAGAAGACCACUACACCUCUAGUUCUGAAGCUGUCUAUGAAACAGGGCACUAUCCAAAGUUAGUCUUCCAUUUUGAGCUCAAGAGGAACAUUCUGUAUUUUAUCCUUGAAACAUAUGUGCCAUCCAGCUUGCUGGUUGUCCUCUCCUGGGUGUCAUUCUGGAUAAGCCAGUCAUCAGUGCCAGCCAGAAUCUGCAUAGGUGUUACAACUGUGCUCACCAUGACAACUCUUAUGAUGGGAGCCAGGACAUCACUUCCUAAUGCUAAUUGCUUCAUCAAGGCAAUUGAUGUCUACCUGGGUAUUUGCUUUAGUUUUAUCUUUGGCGCAUUACUGGAGUAUGCAGUAGCUCAUUUCUGCACCCUUAAUCGAUCUGGAAUGAAGAAACUCACAAAGGAGGAGGAUGACGAGGCUGAAGAGGAGAUCAAUGGAGUCCUGUCAGCAAUUGCCAACAGUUGCAAGGCUGAUAAGAUUAACAAGGCUGACGCAGACAAGCUCACCAAAACCUCUGGAGGCAGAAAAGAGGAGAAAAGUAAACACAGCCGCUGUCACUCACCAAUGGCAGUGAUGAAGAGACUCUUCUGUAUAUUUGACUGCUUUCAUAUUAAAAACCCAUACCACAUAGACAAUUAUGCCCGGCUUUCCUUCCCAUUAUCAUUUAUCAUAAUAAAUGUUUUUUACUGGGUUUAUUAUUUGUAUUUCUAAGCUUUUGAAAACCUCUCAUGGAAUAGUGUGGCAAGUGUAGCAAACGGGAACAGGUGCACAGAGUUAAGUCAGGGAAAAUGCAGGGCAUUACGAUAUCAAAAGAAGACUGUCAUUUUAUUGAGUAGUUUUUCUGUUGAGUUUCUGGUUAA